AUGUAAUAAAUAACAAAUUAGAAGUUUGAGUCACUAAGAGAACAAUUGGCAUCAUCUUAUAAAUAAUCUCAAAUAUUUUCAACUAGUAAAUAUCAUAAUCAACUUUAUUCAUCUUCAAUAAUUAUAAGUGAGAGCAGUUUUUUGGAAUAGAGUUAACUUGCAUAAGAUUAAGAAUAAGAAUAAGGAACAUUACCCUCCUCUGUAAAAGCUAUGAAAAAAAAAAAAUAAUAUGCUCGAGUGGUAUUGAUUUUACUCAUUUUUAUAGAUGGAUUCAUAAUACAACUUAAAAGAACUACUUUAAAGUAAUAAUAAAAGCAUAAUCCCAAAAAUCAUUAUAAUAUAGAGAAACUAUAGGAGAUAUUUAUAUAUGAAAUUAUUCCAUAAAAAACUUAGAUAACUAAGAAAUAGGAAAUUUGUCGUUGUUGAAUUUCAUUAAGUAGAAAAGAAUUAUAAUGAAGACUUAACUAUCAUUGUUGAUAGAUUGAUGUCAGAUAUCAAGUAAUAGAUUAAAAUGUUAUUUAGUAAGGUGUAAUUCAAUUUUGACUUAAGAUGAGUUAUUAUCACUAUUUUUAAAUAUUGAACAAAUACAAAAACUAAAUUGCAAAUUUUAUCUAACCAUAUAAUGUAAUUUAUAAUUCUAUCUAAGAAAUUUUACAAAAAUAUAAACACUUUAUUAUUAUCUCAUAACAAUUCAAAAUUUAUAUUCCUUUUUUUAAGAUCUAUUAUGAGUAUUGUAGUAGAUUUUAAUUAGAAUAUAUAAAUAAACUACGCAACAGUAAAGUAGAAAAUUAAUAUUAUUUUUAGGCAGAAUUCAACUUAUACAUUUAGAACAUAGAAGCUAGUGGACUACUUAAGGGUUUGACAUUUGAAUCAUUUCUUGUUAAACCUGUAUAAUAAUUACCUAGAUAUGUGUUGAUGAUAGAAAAGUUACUUAAAUAUACUGAAUUGAAUCAUCCUGAUUACAAUGGUCUUAGAUAGAUACAAGAAUAAUUCUGUAAAAUCAAUGAAUAAAUCAAUUAAAUGAUGAAUACGUAAUCAAUUUCAUUAAUAGUUUUAUAGAACUUAAAGUAAUUUGAAAUUACUGGCGUAAUUCGGAACAAUUGAUUAAUAGGAAAUUGAGAUGAUCUAAAAAAAGUAGCAAGAAGAAGAAUAAUUCCUAAAAAAAUUAUAAUAAUAAGUUUCAAUUUAAAUUGUUUCAACUUUUAAAUAAAAGGAUGGAAUUCAUACAUUCAUUAUUUACAUAAUCUAAGUAUCUAUAUCUUAUAUUUUAAAAGAUUUAAAUAAAUAAUUACAGGAUUAGAACAUAUCAAAGAUAUAGUGAUAUAAUUGAAUUAUAAAAUAUAUUAUUGGAUAGAAAUUUUAGAAUUGAUUAAUUUCAAACUAACUGUUUAAAUUUAAUUUCAGAAGAUAAUUUAAUCAAAGUACGCUAAGAAUCAAUAAUAAAUUUCCUAAAAUCUAUAUUUUUGAAUAAAUAAAUGAAAAAAUAUGAAGAUAUUCUCAUUUAACAUUUAGAUCUACCUGAAAAUUUCUUUUAAUUAGAUAAAGAUCGCAAUGAAACUUCGGUUACAAUGAGAGGCAGUUAUACAACUUAAAUGAGAAAUACUUUAUUUUAAGAAGAUGAGCUUGAAAUUAUUGUAAUUUUACCAGAUGAUAAAAGUAUUACUUUAUAAAUAACUAAACAUUGCAAAACUAUAGAUUUAAUAGAUACAGUUUGCAGAUCAAUAUUUUUAGAUAGAAACUUUGAUUUCAAAUUGAUGAUUCUUCAAAACAAUAAUUGCAGAUAUUUAGAUGACAAUGAAGUUGUUUAUAAAGUAAUGAAAAAUUACAAUCACAAAAAAAGAAGUAUAAUAAUUAUAUUAAUAUUAUUAGAUAUUAUGUCUAAAUUAUUAAAUGAAAUAUAUUAUUCUGUAAGUUCUCAGUCAUAACCAAAAUUUUAUUUAAAGAAAUAUUUAUAUCUCUGUUAUGAAAAUGAAUUUUAAGAAUUUAAUAAAAAUAAAAGAAGAUCCCUAUUAUUAUUUUAUUAAGAAUUAUCAUAAUUAAAGUUUAAUAAUUCUCAUUUGAAUCAACAAGAUUAUGUAAUACAAUGUGCAUUAGCAAUUUGUAUUCUUUAUAAUAAUGAAAUACAUAAAAUUAAAACAUAUGAAUAAGUGAGAAUGUAAUGGUUUCAGAACUUUGUACCUUUAUUAAUUUUAAAUAGUGUAAAUAAAAUUGAUUGGAAAAAAUAAAUAUUUGAAUAAAUUAAGAAAAUUUUAAUUGAAUUACAAGAAUUAUAAAAUCAAUAAGAAUGUAGAAAUGAAAUAAGAAUAUUAGAAAUUUAAUUCCUUAAUAAUCUUUAUAAAUAAAAAUUACAUGGAAUAAAGAUAUUUAGAGUAAAAAUGUUAUAUAAUUCAUUUUUAAAUAAAUAAAAAAGAAUGCCAAUUAAAGUAUCUCUAGGUAUUCUACAUAAUGAAAUAUUGAUAUUUGAAUUAAAUCAAUAAAUUCCAUUAAUGUAAUUGUCAAUUUAGUAAUUACAGUCAAUAUCUAUUUAGAAUAGUGUAAUAGUAAUUACUUUUCUUGAAGGAAUAAUUACAUUUUAACAUUAAUAAAUUAUUGAAGUCUAUAGAUUAAUGGAGGAAUAUUAAUAAAUAAAUCUUUUAAAAGAGAAAUUAGGUUAUCCAGAAACAAACGAUGUAAGUUAAUGUAAAAUUAUAUGA
This is a messenger RNA of Paramecium pentaurelia, 2693 nucleotides long. NCBI's taxonomy places the organism in Eukaryota, Ciliophora, Oligohymenophorea, Peniculida, Parameciidae. The record is from the annotation of a GenBank genome assembly.